Messenger RNA from Merops nubicus (carmine bee-eater), 939 nucleotides. RefSeq names its product electron transfer flavoprotein-ubiquinone oxidoreductase, mitochondrial-like. The record is from RefSeq and is a predicted model, not a curated record. The transcript is spliced from 7 exons. Gene Ontology annotation, cellular component: mitochondrial inner membrane. Gene Ontology annotation, biological process: electron transport chain. The annotation marks the transcript as partial. Gene Ontology annotation, molecular function: electron-transferring-flavoprotein dehydrogenase activity. Lineage: Eukaryota; Metazoa; Chordata; Aves; Coraciiformes; Meropidae.
CAGUGCUUUCAUGCCCUAAAGCUGAUAAAGAGAGACUGCUGUCCAUCACUGCACAUCACAAGAUGUGCAUCCACUGCCUCUGUGCCUCGCAUAACUACACAUUACACAAUUCAUCCUCGGGACAAAGACAAACGAUGGGAAGGGGUGAACAUGGAAAGAUUUGUAGAGGAAGCUGAUGUUGUCAUUGUGGGAGCAGGCCCUGCGGGCCUUUCUGCAGCUAUCCGCCUCAAGCAGUUGGCUGCUGAGCACGGCAGAGAGAUGCGUGUCUGUCUGGUGGAGAAGGCUUCUCAGAUCGGGGCACAUACCCUCUCUGGUGCUUGCCUUGAGCCACGGUCCUUACAGGAGCUCUUCCCAGACUGGAAGGAGCGGGGGGCUCCACUUCAUACUCCUGUAACUGAAGACAAGUUUGGAAUUUUAACAAAGAAAUCUAGAAUUCCAGUUCCAAUUCUUCCAGGACUGCCGAUGGCUAAUCAUGGAAAUUACAUAGUACGUCUGGGCCACUUUGUGAGUUGGCUGGGUGAACAAGCAGAAGCUCUGGGUGUUGAGGUGUAUCCAGGCUGCGCAGCAGCUGAGGUUCUUUUUCAUGAAGAUGGUAGCGUGAAAGGGAUAGCAACUAAUGAUGUAGGCAUUCAAAAGGAUGGAGCACCUAAAGCUACCUUUGAAAGAGGUUUGGAACUCCAUGCUAAAGUCACAGUCUUUGCUGAAGGUUGUCAUGGACAUCUAGCCAAACAGCUGUACAAAAAAUACAACCUAAGGGAGAAUUGUCAACCUCAGAGCUAUGGCAUUGGACUGAAAGAGUUAUGGACUAUUGAUGAAAAGAAAUGGAAACCAGGAAGAGUAGAACAUACUGUAGGCUGGCCUUUAGACAGACAUACAUAUGGAGGAUCCUUUCUUUAUCACUUAAAUGAGGGUGAACCUUUAGUUGCUCUUGGAUUUGUG